Messenger RNA from Aspergillus brunneoviolaceus CBS 621.78, 705 nucleotides. RefSeq names its product DUF4202 domain-containing protein. The record is from RefSeq and is a predicted model, not a curated record. The transcript has a single exon. NCBI's taxonomy places the organism in Eukaryota, Fungi, Ascomycota, Eurotiomycetes, Eurotiales, Aspergillaceae. Bases 115 to 705 code for a protein of 196 amino acids.
CCCACCACCACCACCACCUUACUUACAUUACCAACCCACCGCUCAUCAGUCAAUUAUAACACCACCCCCAAACGAACCCCUCAACAAGAAAUAAGCAACCAAGAGAGGUAAAAAAUGGACCCCCUCGCCCGCGCCCUACAGGCCAUCGACGCCCUCCACAGCGCCGACCCCACCACCGACCCCACGACCGGCACCCCCAACGAACUACACUACGCCCAGCGCAUGACCGCCUGGCUGUACCGCCACACUCCCGACCCAUCUUCGGCCCUCCAACUCGCCAUCCGCGCCCAACACCUCAAACGCUGGGAGGUGCCGCGCGCGACCUACCCGGCCGGCAAAGCGGGGUACUACGCGUGGCGGACGGGGCUGGCGCGCCGGCAAGCGGAAAUGGCGGUGCAGGUGUGCGUGGCGAGCGGGAUCGCCGAGGCCGAGGCGCAGCGCGUCGGGCAGCUGAUCCGCAAGGAAGGGCUCAAGGGACAAGAAGUGGACGCCGAGGCGCAGGUGCUGGAGGAUGUGGCGUGCCUGGUGUUUCUGGAGGAGCAGUUGGAGGGGUUCCAGGGCGGGUAUGAGGAGGAGAAGGUCGUGGCGAUCUUGCGCAAGACGUGGGGGAAGAUGUCGGAGCGCGGGAGGGGGUUGGCGUUGACGGAGGUCAGGUUGGGGGAGAGGGGGAGGGAGUUGGUUGGGUUGGCGCUGGGGGAUUCUUAA